Talaromyces atroroseus is the source of this 543-nucleotide messenger RNA. RefSeq lists its product as hypothetical. Gene Ontology annotation, biological process: maturation of SSU-rRNA from tricistronic rRNA transcript (SSU-rRNA, 5.8S rRNA, LSU-rRNA). The record is from RefSeq and is a predicted model, not a curated record. Lineage: Eukaryota; Fungi; Ascomycota; Eurotiomycetes; Eurotiales; Trichocomaceae. The transcript has 2 exons. Gene Ontology annotation, cellular component: nucleolus; 90S preribosome; preribosome, small subunit precursor. The coding region runs from base 1 to 543 and encodes 180 amino acids.
AUGGCGCCCGUUCGUCCAGCAAACCGCAAGGCAUCUAGCGGCCGAGGCACGAUACCCUCGGUCAAUCACAGCUUGUUUGAAGAUGACUUUCGCACAACGAAAAAGGACAAGCGCCUGAUCAAGCACUCAACUUUCAUUUCAAAGGUGGCGAAGUCUCAAAAGAAGACAGUCAAGCGUCGACGGCCGUCAAAAAAGCUUGUCGCCAGCCUCGAUUCCCUCGCCGAUGCCCUUCCCGAUGCCGACGAUAAGAACGCGUCUGAGGAUAUUAACCAAGCCCAUAUCAUAAAACACAAGACAUUAAAACACCGCCCGGGGGCUAUGAAAAGGAAAGAGAAAAUGGAGCAAUUCGAGCGAAGCCGAUUCAUGAAAAACAUGGCGCAGAUGACCAGUCUUGAACACAACGUCCCGAAACCACAAAAGGAUAGCCCUAAGACAACAGUGACAGAAUCGAACUCAACCUCAACAUCAAACCGAUGGGCAGCGCUCAGAGGGUUCAUCUCCCAGACCAUGGAGCAUCAGCCUGCUUUCAGAAACACCAAAUGA